This is a messenger RNA of Phycomyces blakesleeanus NRRL 1555(-), 1524 nucleotides long. RefSeq names its product C2H2-type zinc finger transcription factor. The transcript has a single exon. Bases 1 to 1524 code for a protein of 507 amino acids. NCBI's taxonomy places the organism in Eukaryota, Fungi, Mucoromycota, Mucoromycetes, Mucorales, Phycomycetaceae. The record is from RefSeq and is a predicted model, not a curated record.
AUGCAGCAUAUUAUUAAUUACCCAAAAAAUUCUAGGGUGGUAGUUUCUGCUCCCAAAGGACCAGGUCAACACAAUUUUGCCUUAGACAAUAUUGGAAAGCCCUGCUCACUUUGUGGAAAAGAUUUCAAUUGCGUAUGGAAUCUACAAUGCCACCUUACCAAAUAUCAUAAGUUAGCAACUCAUAUUGCUAACGAUAUUAGCUCUCAAUAUGCCAAUAGAAACCUAGUGUCACAAAGACAGACCAUGAACACUGCUGAGCUGACCGCCCCUGAUCACAAUGAUGAUUCUGUUAACAAAGACCUACACGUUGAAUCCGAUUUGGAGGAUGACAACAGCAGCAAUGUUGACAACAUGAACAGUGAUGGCAACAAUAAUGUUAGCGAGAUUGAACUCGAUGCCAGUGAAAGUAUUAUCGAGAUGGAUGAGGACACCAGCCCCUUUGAAAGUCCAAGUUCAGGUAACCACCUAUACAUGCAUAUAAGAAAUUGUAUGUUGUCUUCUGCAUCCAAUACCAGCUCAUCGUUGGAUGCAGAUCUCGAUUUACUGAGAGAAGCAACUGGAUUGCAUACAACAUGGAACCAGUAUACAUCAGACACCCACCUGUUCCUGGAUCUCCAGUCUAUGGUACUGCUUGCCUUUGUUGAUGGCAAUAAUGACAUGGUAUCUCGCAGGAUCUUGAAAAAGAUCCUGUUUACCAUAAGUCUUGUCCUUAAGCUUCACAAGAAAGCUAUCCAAAAGAAGUUCCCAUUCAAGUUACCUCGUUUGGACGCCCUCUUGAACUAUCAGACCAGAAAAAAGUCCAAGAUUCCUGUAUUUCUGUUCACAAAAGUCGAUAUCCAGUUGCCAGAAAACAAGGCCACGUCAGCUUAUAUCAACUUGCCUUCAGACCACGUCCGGUUUCUUGCUGCAAACCCCAAGAAAGCAAGAAACAUGUUUUCCCUCCCUGACUGCACUCCUAACCAGUCCAUUUGUCUACAACAAGACGAAAAGUGGAGAAUACAUUGGUACUAUCAACAACCUAUGUUCAUUCACAACGGCGUAGAUUUUUGGUCUGGUGAUAUUGUUAACUUUAUGAAUGGUUCUACUCCAGCCUGUUUCCUAGUAGAAUCAUUCCAUACCAUGGAUAACUCAGCCGUUUUUGUUCAAGGCUACAUGGUUUAUAUUCUGGAAGGCGGUCAGUUCAUUGGCAUCAAAGUUGAAUCUACUAGCAUAAAGUUUGAAACUCUUCUCAGUAUUGACUCGACCCCUGUUGAUGUUGCCCUAUGCUACAACGUCUCACCUGGAAAAGUAUUUCAUUUGAUUCCCAGGCACAAGUUCUUGCUGGAAGAGGCUCAUUUCUUAAAACAGCACAUACUAGACAAAACCAGAAAGCCAAUCGAUCCAAAGUUGUUUUACAAGGUGAGGAUAUUGCCCAUUAUACUCUUCACCAACAAUACCUCUGGAAACCAAUCAAAGCAAUAUAAUCUGUAUGAAAGCUGGUCAAUGAAGUUUGCUGCUCUCUCCUACGAAGAGAAGUUGUUAUAA